ACUGCUCUUAAAAACUUCAAACAAGCGAAAACAAUUCCUCAUGAAGUGUUUAUCGUUAAUUAUUGUUGAUAAAUAAUGAUAGCCGCUUACGAUAAGAUUGGCAGAUCAUUAUUCGCAAAUUACUUAUUUCUGUUAAAUCAAAAUUCGACUAGUCUGCGGUUCAAAUUCCGAUUGAACAGUCUCGAUUUAUUCGCCUAUCGACGGAGCACGCGGAGAUUAGGUUAAUGAAGCGCAAUAAAUACCACUAAAAAAUAAAGUGUCGCUUCUACUAGAAUCACAAUCUGUGUCUGUGUGUGUGCAAUCCGAUCCAGGGGUUUGCCAGCGAAUAAUAUUAAGUUCGAUAUGAAAAGUGCAGAUAAAAUGGCGACGAACGAAAAUCCGUUCAAAAGACUGAAACGUUACAUAACCGUGGAACCUGUCCUGUUUGCCAUCGCUAUCCCGUAUUGCCUUCUGGCAAUUUGUUUGCAGAAUUUGACCCUGGAAAAGGCUUGUCGAGUGAAUCUCGGAUUUCCCGAUUUGGUUUGUGAUCACAUGAUGGACAAAGCCUUGAAUAAUAUUCACUGCGGCGACGUAUCCGACAGACAAGAUGCUCUUAUGGUUGCUCAAUACAAUUCUACCGCAUCUCUUGCUGCCUACGAAAACGACACAGUAAAAUCUAGCACGAAAUUCGAUAACACCAAUCAUGACUUUGAGAUGGAAGUUUGUCGUGCGGAACGAGAAAGCCAAAAGCUUGGCAGCUCAAUCAAUGCGUACAUUGCACCAUUUGAUUCAACCAUAGGCAUUGUUCUCGUUCUUUUUGCGGGAAGUUGGAGCGACAGAAGCGGUAGACGAAAACCGUGUAUUUUAAUACCGCAACUCGGAGAGUUCUUAGGUCAAUUCGCCGCUCUGAUUGCAGCCAUCUUUAUGAAACAGCUUCCAGUCGAAUUUAAUACGAUACUGGGGGCAUUUUUUCCAGCUAUCGGUGGUGGUUGGACCUUAAUGUCGAUUGGUUUGUUUAGCUAUUUGACUGAGGUCACCGAGGAAAAGGAUCGAGUCUUUCGGUUCGGCAUCAUGUACCAAAUUUACCCGAUCAUAUCGAUUUGCACGUUGCCCUUUUCCGGCAUUUUGUAUCAGAAAUUGGGAUACAUAAAAUUAAUUUCCAUUUGCAUGCUAAUCAAUGUCAUUGGUAUUCUGUAUAUUGUCUUCGUGAUGAAAGAAGCAAAACCCCGUGGAAAAGACGAUAAGGAAAUGGUGGUCAUGUUGCCGUCAGAAACGAAGCCACCAGGAAAUGUUGCUGCAGUUGAACCACCAACGGCAAAUUCAAAUGGCAACAUAUGCUCAAACGUUAUAAACGAUUGUGUUAUGGUCAUCGUACGGAAACGAAGCGGCAACGGUAGAAAGAUAGUGUAUCUGAUACUGGUUAUUGUCGGUUUAUCUCAAGCACUUGAUUUCGAGUAUGUGAACGAGUACUAUUUCGUUCGCACGAAAUUGAAUUGGGAAGCUUUGGAAGAGGCGCCGUAUGCUGCAUAUGGCAGUGCGACGUUCUUCAUUGGAACGACAUUUAUGAUAGCUGUAAUGAGCAAAUACUUUAAGAUAUCGGAUACAAUGCUCGCACUCAUUUCCUCAUCAUUUUCGGCGGUAUCGAAGUUUGUCUGUAUAACUGUAACAACUACCUUCAUGCUUUACGUAGCAAAGACGCUGGAUAUGUUUGGUGGAAUAAGAAGUUUGGUUGUCAGAAGCAUUAUAUCAACAGUAGUCGAUAACACUGAGAUUGGUAAAAUUUAUUCCGUAAUGGGAGUGAUCGAGAACCUGAGCAAAUUUAUAUUUGUUCCGGUAUACACAAACAUCUACAAGUACACGGUCGACUCUUUCCCGAACGCAUACUUCAUUUGCAGCUUUGCGGUCAUUAUUAUUGUGACUUUCCUUUGCUUUGUUUUACAUCGUUGGGUGGAACCACCAACGGCAACCGAAGUAGCGUCUGACUCGCAACCGAUCUCAAGCGAUAAACUGGGCGAAAUUGCAGAACCUUGCUAGAUGUUUGAUGGAAUGGAGCAGUGGAGUUACUACGCACGAUGUUGUUCAGAAAGAAUUCGACAUCACAAAAAAA
Molecule: messenger RNA, 2086 nt
Organism: Bradysia coprophila
Lineage: Eukaryota; Metazoa; Arthropoda; Insecta; Diptera; Sciaridae
Product: lysosomal proton-coupled steroid conjugate and bile acid symporter SLC46A3-like
Biological process (GO): transmembrane transport
Cellular component (GO): membrane
Molecular function (GO): transmembrane transporter activity
Source: RefSeq, a predicted model, not a curated record